AUGGCUUCCGCAAGCGGAAACCUGGUUUUCAAAGAUGGUGGUAGUAGCAACAAACUCCCUCUAAUUUUUGGAGAAUAUUUUGACUUCUGGAAAAUCCGCAUGAAAGCAUAUUUAGAAGCACAAGGAGAUGGUAUAUGGGAAAUCGUUGAAAAUGUUCCACAUAAUCCAACUAGUGUGGUCAAUGGUGUUGGCACUCCGAAGGUUAAAAAUUCAUAUGAUGAAGACGAUAAGAAAAGAAUACUUAAUGAAAAGAAAUCUAUCAAUAUUCUUCAAAGUGCAUUAAGUAUGGAUGAGUUAUUCCGCAUAUCUCAAUGUAAAUUGGAAAAAGAAAUAUGGGACACUUUGGUGGAUACUCACGAAGGAACCACUGAAGUUAAAAGAUCCAGAUUAAACAAAUUAAGUCAAGAAUAUGAAAUAUUCAUAAUGCAGUCCGGAGAAUCCAUUAUUGCAUUGCAGAAAAGAUUUGUUCACUUGGCGAAUAAUUUAAUUGCUCUCGGAAAGACCUUUACAAAUGAUGAUCUCAACCUUAAAGUGAUAGUAUCCUUGACUAGAGAAUGGCAACCAAAAGUAACGGCCAUAUCGGAGAAGAAAAGUGUUUCUACUAUGACGUCCGCAUCAUUAUUCAGAAAACUCCAAAAACAUGAACUUGAACUUGGAAGACUUGAAAAGCAUGAAAGGAAAAUGGAGUCUUCCACAUCUACACAAGAUAUCACAUGCUAUGAAUGUGGAAAGCAAGGUCAUAUAAAGUUGGAUUGUUCGAAACUCUCAAAGAAAGGUGGCUUUAAAGGCAAGAAGGAAUUCAAGAAUAAAAAGGCGUAUGUUUCAUGGGAAGAUAAUGAGAUAAGUUCUUCAUCCAGAUCGGAAAGCGACGAAAGUGUAAAUUUAGUAUUAAUGACUUCACACCAUUCCAACAAUGAAGAAGAUGAGGUUAAUAAUGAGUUUUCUCUGUAUGAUAGUGAUGCACAAGGUGCUAUAAAUGAACUUCUUAAAGAAUGCAAAAUUCUGUAUAAAACAAUAUCAUCUCAAAAGAAACUAAUUUCAACUCUAGAAGAAAAAGUCGUGACAAUGGAAAAAGAUGUCGAUGAUGAAAAACAUAAGAUGAUUAGUGAAAAACAAAAUUUUGUAUGCUUGAAAACCACAUCAAACCUUUGGUAUCUUGAUAGUGGUUGUUCCAAGCAUAUGGCGGGAGACAUUAACAAAUUCUCAAAUCUAGAAUUAAAGGCCAAAGGUUAUGUCAUUUAUGGUAAUAAUGACAAAGGAAGAAUUCUUGGUAUAGGCAAAGUUAGAGCACCACCUUUCACAUCCAUUGAAGAUGUCAUUUAUGUCAAAGGACUAAAGCACAAUUUUCUAAGUAUUAGCCAACUUUGUGACAAAGGCUUCAAAAACAAGUUCACUAAGGAUGAAUACUUGAUUGAAGAUGAAGUCACACAAGAGGUAAAACAUAAAGGUACGAGAUUUAAUAAUAUAUUUAUGAUUUCCCUUGAUGGUGUGUCUUAG
Molecule: messenger RNA, 1497 nt
Organism: Lathyrus oleraceus (garden pea)
Lineage: Eukaryota; Viridiplantae; Streptophyta; Magnoliopsida; Fabales; Fabaceae
Exons: 3
Coding region: 1-1497 (498 amino acids)
Molecular function (GO): nucleic acid binding; zinc ion binding
Source: RefSeq, a predicted model, not a curated record